Sporisorium graminicola is the source of this 1350-nucleotide messenger RNA. RefSeq lists its product as uncharacterized. NCBI's taxonomy places the organism in Eukaryota, Fungi, Basidiomycota, Ustilaginomycetes, Ustilaginales, Ustilaginaceae. The transcript has a single exon. The coding region runs from base 1 to 1350 and encodes 449 amino acids. The record is from RefSeq and is a predicted model, not a curated record.
AUGAAGGCUCCUCGACAUUUGCUGCAUCAGGCUUUCAGGCCAGCCCUGUCUGCGCUUUCUCUUGGAGCUCCUUCGCGACUCGUGCAUGGUGCCGUGCUUGAGAGCAUCAUCCACGUCCAAAUCAACACAUUGCAAUUAUCUUUGUUCCAUCCAUCAUGGCUAGCACACCACUCGUCGGCCGAAGCGCCCGUUGCAGCGCUCGUAUCAAAGGCGGCUCGAAUCGGCAACCAUCACUCGCUGCUCUUGUCACAGUCGCCCAACGAUGGAGACUCAUCCAAUACCCCUCGCGAGCAUGGAACGGGCAUCUCUGACCACGAGUAUCAGACCAGAGUUGGCAAGGCGUGCCGUGUCAUCGUCGACAGUCUCCCUGACUUUAUGCACAAGGGCGUCGUAGAUCUCAAGGACCUUGAGCCUGAGUGUGCAUCGUCAUCCUCUCGUGAACACUCUGGCUGGAGUGCAAAGAAGCUGCUUCCAAGUCUGUCACCCUUCCUAGGGCAGAGUUUGCUUCGAAGAUCCGCAUGGGGAUACAAGGGCAAAGCCAAGUCAGAGGACGCCGUUGCCGCAAUAGAGUUCGACAGCCUCUACCAUCCUUCCAUCGCUUUCGAGUUUCGGCCUCCUGUCCCCCAUCUCGGCCUAGGCAAGUCGGACGAUGGCAACGCCGGCGCAUCCGCUUCCAAAGGGAUUGGCAAGCUUUUGAAUGCGUCUGAGAAUCCGAACCAAACGUCCUUGGACGUUCUCGAUGAGCACUCGCGCGGCGGGCCCACAAUCUACUUCAACGGCCGAACCUUGUAUGUAGCCAGCUCGCACCUGCUCCGCCAUGCUCUCUCGGCGCUCUUCCACGACACGUCGCUCCAUCUCGAAUCAGCCCGUUUCGAGGGCCGCUCCACGGCGGGUAGCGCGUGGCCUGGCAUCAGCCCCUACAUCCGUCACAGCACGCCUAAUCGCACCAGAUCCGACAUUGCGACUUCUCCGGUUCGACAGUGGCACGACAAGCUCGUCGUGCGGUUGCGAUUCGAGGGGAUCUCGCGUGUCACAUCCCAUCCGCAUACCUAUACCGUCAUCUUCAAGUACGAGUUUGAUCGAAACACGGGGAUGAUCGCUCGUCAUGUCGUCGACAACGUUCAGCCGGUUCCGGGGAGCAAAGUUUGGGCCGGGCUCACAAACGCUUGGGGCACGCUGAGCCCUUGUGGUGCUACUGGAGGCGGUCCGGCUGGCGCGGUGGAGGCUCGCCUGCUUGUUCGACGUCCAAGGCUACCGCUGCAAGGUAAGCCAGACGAGCAAAGUCGACGCCAACAGACCAAGGCGUCUCGGACGACUUUUGUGAGGUCGAUAAUGACUGCAAGCUGGUAG